AUUCACAACCAGCACUAGAGAAUGUAGCAAUCGAGUCACAACCAGCACUAGAGAAUGUAGCGAUCGGUAAGACAGCAACGCAAAGUAGCGAUUGGUCGGCUUCUUACCCGGCAAGCAAUGCUGUGGAUGGUAAUACAAACACAAAUUGGAAUAGUGGCAGCUGUACCAGCACCAAAGACAACCAAAAUGCCUGGUGGAAAGUAGAUCUUGGUGGGAAUUACCUUGUUCAUGAAGUAAUUGUUACUAAUCGUCUAGAUUGUUGUGAAACCCGUAUUUUGAAUGCUGAAAUUCGAGUUGGUUUGUCAGAUGAUAUAUCACAAAAUAGUCAAUGUGGUGAAAAGAUAACUUCAAGUCAAACCAGUCAGGCAAACAUUCAUAUCCAAUGUAGCAGUCCAAUCGUUGGGCGUUAUGUCAGUAUGCACCUGGUAGAUAGAUCUGACCUUCUCAACUUUUGUGAAAUGCAGGUCAUGGCUGAAGAGUCACAACCAGCACUAGAGAAUGUAGCGAUCGGUAAGACAGCAACGCAAAGUAGCGAUUGGUCGGCUUCUUACCCGGCAACCAAUGCUGUGGAUGGUAAUACAAAGACAAAUUGGAAUAGUGGCAGCUGUACCAGCACCAAAGACAACCAAAAUGCCUGGUGGAAAGUGGAUCUUGGUGGGAAUUACCUUGUUCAUGAAGUAAUUGUUACUAAUCGACUAGAUUGCUGUGAAACCCGUAUUUUGAAUGCUGAAAUUCGAGUUGGUUUGUCAGAUGAUAUAUCACAAAAUAGUCAAUGUGGUGAAAAGAUAACUUCAAGUCAAACCAGUCAGGCAAACAUUCAUAUCCAAUGUAGCAGUCCAAUCGUUGGGCGUUAUGUCAGUAUGCAGCUGGUAGAUAGAUCUGACCUUCUCAACUUUUGUGAAAUGCAGGUCAUGGCUGAAGAGUCACAACCAGCACUAGAGAAUGUAGCGAUCGGUAAGACAGCAACGCAAAGUAGCGAUUGGUCGGCUUCUUACCCGGCAAGCAAUGCUGUGGAUGGUAAUACAAACACAAAUUGGAAUAGUGGCAGCUGUACCAGCACCAAAGACAACCAAAAUGCCUGGUGGAAAGUGGAUCUUGGUGGGAAUUACCUUGUUCAUGAAGUAAUUGUUACUAAUCGACUAGAUUGCUGUGAAAUCCGUAUUUUGAAUGCUGAAAUUCGAGUUGGUUUGUCAGAUGAUAUAUCAGAAAAUAGUCAAUGUGGUGAAAAAAUAACUUCAAGUCAAACCAGUCAGGCAAACAUUCAUAUCCAAUGUAGCAGUCCAAUCGUCGGGCGUUACGUCAGUAUGCAGCUGGUAGAUAGAUCUGACCUUCUCAACUUUUGUGAAAUGCAGGUCAUGGCUGAAGAGUCACAACCAGCACUAGAGAAUGUAGCGAUCGGUAAGACAGCAACGCAAAGUAGCGAUUGGUCGGCUUCUUACCCGGCAAGCAAUGCUGUGGAUGGUAAUACAAACACAAAUUGGAAUAGUGGCAGCUGUACCAGCACCAAAGACAACCAAAAUGCCUGGUGGAAAGUGGAUCUUGGUGGGAAUUACCUUGUUCAUGAAGUAAUUGUUACUAAUCGACUAGAUUGCUGUG
Saccoglossus kowalevskii is the source of this 1596-nucleotide messenger RNA. RefSeq lists its product as uncharacterized. The record is from RefSeq and is a predicted model, not a curated record. NCBI's taxonomy places the organism in Eukaryota, Metazoa, Hemichordata, Enteropneusta, Harrimaniidae.